This is a messenger RNA of Pristis pectinata (smalltooth sawfish), 4562 nucleotides long. Its product is annotated as protein spinster homolog 1-like. Gene Ontology annotation, biological process: transmembrane transport. Gene Ontology annotation, molecular function: transmembrane transporter activity. The record is from RefSeq and is a predicted model, not a curated record. NCBI's taxonomy places the organism in Eukaryota, Metazoa, Chordata, Chondrichthyes, Rhinopristiformes, Pristidae. Gene Ontology annotation, cellular component: membrane. The transcript is spliced from 12 exons. The coding region runs from base 304 to 1710 and encodes 468 amino acids.
AAUAACCGAGAGGGGUAGAGUUGGCGGCAGGCUGAGUUGCUGAGUUUAAAAGGGAGCUGGGGGAGAAAGAAUUUGCAAGAGUGCGGGGUGUGGGACUGGGUGGCUCUGAGAAACUGGGGGUGGCGAAUGAUCUCCUGCUGUGCUGUCACCACUCGGUGAGAUGCAAUCUUUGCUGAUAGCUGUGCGGGACUGCCUCAGUGCAAUACAAAGCACCGAGGUCUGAACGGCCAGUUCAGAGAGGAAUUCCUGCCGCUGUUACACCAGAACGUCCAGCCAAGCCUUCCCUCCUCCGAAGCAGCGCCGAUGGCAGACGUGGACGAGUACUCACACCUGGGUUCCGAGCAGGGCAGAGACCAAUCCCACAUCUCCCCGGCCAGGGCCAAACUCACCGUCGGCAUCCUGUUGGUCAUUAACCUGCUGAACUAUAUGGACCGAAGCGUCAUUGCAGGUAUAUUGGAGAAAGUUCAAGAGUACUUUGAUGUAAAUGACAGCUUAGCUGGUUUAUUCCAGACAGUCCUUAUCUGCAGCUUCAUGAUAUUGGCUCCAUUGUUUGGUUACCUGGGUGAUCGAUACAACAGGAAGAUGCUCAUGGCCAUCGGAAUAGCCAUAUGGUGCAGCGCGACGCUGGCAGGAUCCUUCGUUACUCAGUCUGGCUUUUGGUGGCUCAUUUUGUGCUUGGCGUUUGUUGGGGUGGGGCAAGCUAGCUUCUCGACAAUUGCACCCACUAUUAUUGCAGACCUUUUCGUAGAUGUCCAAAGGACGUGGGCGCUCUCCAUCUUCAACAUUGCGAUUCCAGUAGGAAGUGGCCUUGGUUACAUCCUUGGGUCUACUAUGCUGAAGUUAACUAAAGAUUGGCACUGGGGAUUGAGGGUGACCCCGUGCAUUGGUGUUCUUGCCAUAUUGCUCCUUGUGUUCCUGACGCCAAACCCUCCCCGAGGAGCAGCAGAAAAUCACUCAGAGUCCUGGAACCCCAGAACCUCCUGGGUUCAGGAUCUCAAAUACCUGAUGACAAACUGGAGUUUCAUGUUGUCGUCCUUCGCUGUUGCCGCAGUGGCCUUCGUGUCUGGUGUUAUGGCGCUCUGGGGACCCACCUACCUGCUGCGUGCAAACAACGUGGACACCACACACUCUUCACAGAGCCAAGCCAACACUAAAGACAGUAUAAUAUUUGGAGUCAUCGUCUGCUCGUCGGGCAUCUUCGCAAUUGUGAUCGGGGCAGUGGUUUCGAAAACCUUAAGGGCAAAGAACCCUCAAGCGGAUCCUCUUAUUUGUGCAGCUGGUCUGUUGCUCAGUGCACCUUUCUUGUAUCUCCUGAUUGUGUUGGCCGAUCAGAACAUUGUAGCAACAUUCAUCUUCAUCUUCGUCAGUGAGCUUUUCAUCGGCCUGAACUGGACAAUAGUUUCAGAUAUUCUUUUGUAUGUCGUUAUUCCACCCUGUCGCUCAAUGGCUGAAGCAAUCCAGAUCACCAUCUCCCAUGUUUUUGGCGAUGCCUGCAGCCCGUACAUCAUUGGUGUAAUCUCCACUGUCCUUCAGGAGGGACGACCAUCUUCCACGUACAGAGAGUUCAUGAGUCUGCAGUACGCUCUCUUAAUCUGCCCUUUCAUUAUUGUUAUCGGGGCAGCCUUAUUCUUUUGCACUGCUAACCAUUUAGAGGAGGACCAAGAGAAUACAGCAAAGUAUAUUCAAGGUUCAUCAACGGUCACGAAGUGAGGCAAGGACUCCAUCAUCGUGCCUGUGCCAGAGAUCUUCAGCUGAAGUAGCCACUUGAAUUGUUGGCCUGAAGGAGACAUUUAUCCAAAUUCUAGGAUUUCAGAUGAUAAUUUUCAAGUUAAUUAAGAACACUGGCAGCAAAGUUUUAUACAACUGAAGGCAACGUUUUCUGCAAGGCUUUUCGGAAAAUAUUUUUCACCUUUCCAUUUGUCACUCUUCACCUUCCUUUUCUGUGUAACAAACUGAGCUGGUGUGGAUCCAGUUUCUCGGUGGUCGGUGCUCUGUGUAGCUAGCAGAGCUAGUGUUUAUUGCCCAUUGCUGAUCGUCCUUGAAGGUGUUGUUGAGUCACCUUUUUGAAUUGCUGUUGUGAUUGUGAUGAAUGCCCUCUGGUAGAGUUUUUGCGUAGGAAGUUCCUGGAAUUAUCCUCUACUGCUGAAAAUUGUUUCAUUUGUAACAAGUUCUUCUGCCUUGAAACAAAAUCAUUUGAACAAAGCACCAUGAACCACUUAGUGUCUGCUUGCUUAGAAGAGCCUUGACUGCAUGUAUGGAAAGUGAGACUAGCAUUAUACAAACUCUUUUAUAGAUUUCAGGAUGUCCCAAAACACUUUAUUCAAUUAACUAUUUCUGAAGUGUAGCCACUGUUGUAACAGUGAUAUGCUGCAUUAUAUUUGCCCCUCUGUAAAGCCACACAAAACAGCAGCGAGAUGAUCACAGACAAAUAAUGUGCCUUUUUUCUAAUCAGCUAAAGAAUAUGUACUGGCCAGGAUCUCGGAUGAGUGCUACGAAACCUUUAUGUCCAGUUGUUGGAGCAUUCAUUUUGAACUUCUCAUCCAGAGGAGGCCGAAGUUGUUUAACUUUGGGACUUGGUUGUCCAGUUCUCCCAAGUCAAAUAACAAAGUUAAAACUCUCUCUGUCUUUAACAGUCUGUCCUUUGCCACAUCCCUCUCAAGAGCUACUGAGGCUCUCCACAGGUGCCAUUCCAAUCCCCAUACCCCUACUCCAUGUUUGUACCUGGGCAUUGAGCAGAAGGACCUUGUUUGACAAAGUGGGCAUUAUGGCAGAAGCAGCUCUUCCCAUCACCCUAAGACCAAAGCCCUCCACUUUCCCAGUGAGGUCAGUAGAUAACACAUUUAUCUUUAGCCAAUUCACCUCCUGGCCCAAGGGUUCGGAGAACUGGAGCCACUUACACCAAAUCCACAAAAUUUGCACCAACUGCACUUUGAACUUUGGGCUUAGUCAAUGUAACUUCAGGGAGAGGAUUUAUCCUCUGUGCCAGUGAAUAGGAUUUUUAGUUUAUUUCACCAUGACAAGUUAAACUGCAAAUCUUUGUCAGAAUUUUAUAAUUGCUUUUAUCUUCGGAUUUGCUGUUAUAAUGAUUCCUUUGGAGUGAAAAUCAAUAGAGCUCUACAUCCAUUGAAACUCCUGUUGUUUGUCAUUUUUAAUAUUCAGACUAUUGUUUGAAUCCACAUACAACACAGCUGCCAACCAGUUUAAGGAACUGUGUUGGGAAUGUAUAUGCAGACAAAGGAAAGGGAAAUCCGGAAUUAUUCUCAUCAGGGAUGUCGACUUGUAGCUUCUCAUAUGAAACAAACCUUUGGGAAACUGGUACAAACAGAACAAACGUGACUUUGGCAGCCCAGGAUAAACCCAGCUAGGAUCGAUAUGGUUCAGGUCUCUUUUCUCCUCUUGGCUGUGUUUGGUUUAGUGACUUCCAGCUUUGUCUUCAAGUGGAACUAUCUAUGAUUACAAAUAUAGAGUGGGAAUUAGUUUUCUGAGAGAUAGUGCUGAGCAGUGAGAGGGAGUUUUACUGAAUGUUUGAUCUAUGCUCAACUUAACCUGUGUUCUUGGUAUGAACAGUUCAGAAAUGUCACCAUGGCCAGCAGUGAAACCUUUACUUAACUAUGCACAAACAUUUACUGAGAAGCAGAUUUUUCAUUAAACAAAACAAAAUAUGCUUUUCUAAUGGUCAGAAAAGCAGGUGAUUAAUUUCCUGAAUGCUCCAGGAAAUGUUGCUACAUAUCCAUUCCUGACACACUGUAGGUAAAGUAGUCCCAUUUCGUAAUUGGUUUAUUAUUGUCGCAUGUACCGAGAUACAGUGGAAAAACUUUUUUGCAUGCCAUCCAGACAGAUCAUUUCAAAACAUAAGUACAUCAAGGUAGUACAAAGGGAAAAGCAAUAACAGAAUGUAAAAUAUGGUGUUACUGUUAUAGAGAAAGAGCAGUGCAGGUAGACUAUAAGGUGCAAGGGCUACUGUCCAGCAGCUCCAGCAACCCUGGUUUGAACCUGACCUCCAGUGGCAUUCGCAUCUUCUCCCUGUCACGGUGUGGGUUUUCUCUGGACUCUUCAGUUUCCUUCCACAUCCCAGUGACGUGCAGGUUGGUGUGUUACUUGGCCACUGGUGUAGAUGGGUGGUGGGAGCAUCAGGAGGGAAUUGAUGGGGAUGUGAGAGAGAAUAAGUUACUGGGAAAUGAUUGGGAGAUUAGGACUGACAGGACUGCUCUGAGAGUUGGCAUAGACUCGAUGGGCUGAAUGGCCUCCCUCUCAUACCAUAAGUAAAUAUGAGACAAGCAUUAAAAAGAAUUUCACAGAAAAGGAACAAAAAAGGGACAAAGGGAUCUGUAUUGCUUUAUUCUCGCUGCAAGCACAAUGCAACUAAAUUUACAAUGUCUUUAUAUGUGUGUAAGACUGUACACUUUCAUAAGUUGUAUACAUGAAUGUAUUUAAGUAUUCAAUAUGUGAAUAUGUACCAUAAGUACAAAGACUGUAUAAAGCAUAUGAAUGCUUAAUGUACAAUAGUCUGUGCAAUAUAGGUGACGUGUGUGAAAGUGCAUGUUCAGUAGGUUAAUAAAAUA